AUGUUAUACAUCCCGCAGCAGGUAGGUAAAGACUCACAAUUGUGCGCCAAAGAGUCUCACUUUGAAAUCGGAUGUCCUCUGCGGGGCAUCGGCAAUAGGCUUGUCAGAGCUGAUCCACUUUCAAGUCAGUUUAUGACGCCAACACUACAGACUAAUUCGGUAAAGAUGUGCUUUUGACAGAGUAAUCUCUUUCAAUUGAAAUUGCAACUAUUGCCGGUCUGUACAUACAGCCAAUGCUGACCUUCACUUAAGCCGGACCAAGGUCUACACUUCAUCGCCAUUUUAACCCUUCGACCAGGAAGUAUAACGUCAUGCAAAAAAUCACGAGUUUUCUUUAAUGGUCUCUCUAAUAUCAAGCAUGACUAGAAAAAAAUGAUUCAUCAUUAACUUGUCAACAAUGAAGCCAAUGUUUGCUGUUGGCGGAUUAUACUGUGUUGUUUCAAUUUCGUCUUUCGGGAGCCGUGCUAAGCCUAGAUGAAAAUUGGGCGGAAACAGGGCCCAAAACUAACAUGCUGCCAGUGUAGUAUAAACACUUGCUUAGCCUUUAACGCCUUAACGCCUGGGCAAGUCUGUUGUUUUAAUCUCGUCUAAUAUGACUUUAUAUUCACCCGCGCAGUUAACCAAUAUUCCACAUGCAAACAAGACUUUGAGAGACUUUAAAUUAGUUUUCAAUAUGAAUGGACUUGAAAAAUAUCACCUGGUUAGGACAUGAAAUAGCGUUUUUAAUGAACCUCUUGAAAAACUUAAGCGGACUUUUUAAAAUGCUUUGAAGCACCUUCCUCGCUUUAUAACUUAACAGUAGCUAAUUAGGGCAUUUACAAGAAUUCAUCCGGCCAUUUAACGCGUGGUCUGUUGUUACAGAGAAUAGAAAAAUUAUGUCAUAAAUCAUAUCUUUUCUUUUAAGUGCUUUUCUAUUUAGACUUGUAGGCGCUGCGCUUUGCCCGCAGAGAAUACAAGGGAAUUGGUUCUCACUUGCUGUCUAAUAAUAGAAUAAUAGGAAAGAAGCAACGAGGUCUCCAACGCAUAUUAGUUCAUUUUGCAAAGCGUUUCAGAAUUUAACGUCAUAUUGUGAAGAGACAUCAACGUGUCGUUUGGAACAAAGAGAGUUCCAAAGAGAGGUUAAUUGUUUUUUAACCUAUAUUUCCGUUUAUUGUUAAGUGAAACCGAAACCAUGGGUAUGCGAAAUAGAAAAUUCAAGAAAUGCGUUUGUCUUCUUUGGGGCCCACACUUCAUUGGGGGUUGUGAUGGAAUCAAGAGUUGACCUUUAUUGAUUGAAGAUUACAAAUCCUCUUUUUAGCCAAGAAAUACUUACUAGCAGAGAAGUACUUGAUCAGUCUAGCUUUGGAGGCUAUAGAGGAAUCAUCAGAUUAUCUGCUCACAGUCCAGUCAAUUCCAGAAAACUACAGCAACGACAAUACUAAAUCUUUGAGGGAGUCAAGGCCAUCGUCAAAGGUAAACUUUGAACAUUAUAUGUAGUGUGUUCCACUUAAAACGUCACUAUUUUCCGCUGAUGAAGCACGCAACGGUGUGUUAGGCCUUAUGAUUCUUUGAGAGGUUUCUUACGCCAUAGGAUAAUUCAAUCAACAAAGAAUAUACUGGCGUAAACGCUGUGCGGAUUAGUCGGCAGAUAUUGAGUACGUGAGAUGUGAAAAACAGAAAUCUGCGGAUUAGAGAGUAUUGAAAAAAUAUUGUCGCAACUUAUCUUGUGAAAUAGCAUCUUUGGGGCGCGAAUGCAAGUGUUGAAAAGUACUUAAUAAGGAAGGCCGUGACUUUGUUACGAUAACAGAUCAAGGCCUGCAUGAUGCCGGGAAACUGUAGCUUCAAAGAGGGUAAAUGCAUGCGACAGACCGCAUUAAUUCUUAUUAAUUUUUAUUAUUGUAAUAAUGAUGAUAAACAAGGCAAAUACGACAGCGACAUAAAAAAAACAGAAUUAAACUGAUAUCUAGAGUAUGCCCUUUUUUGUACUUGUAAUUUGUACAAAACCACAAGUGGGAGGGGUUGGAUGAAGUUAAGAAGGGUAGACACGGUCAUAAUCCCAAAUAACACAACUUUAUUCCCACGGCAGUCGCUGUCUACAUUUUCAGCAAGAUAAGUCGAAAGGAGAAGGAUCGUAUAUGAACAAAAAAGCAUAAAAUCUAUAUAUUGCUUUCUGCAGGAAACACACCGACACUUUGACAGCCGAUCACGAUACACUGACUGUGAGGUAAGAUUCAAAGUAAAAAAAAACUGUUAUCUCAGUGUUCUUUCCGCUGGGAAAAGUACAGUUGUUUUUUACAGUAUUGUGAUUCUAAAUACACUGAAUAGUUAAGGAUCGGAACUGACGUUUUCGGCAUAUAGAAGACUGAUAUUGAUCUACAUGGAAUUUCAUUGACAAAGACUUUAAUGUCUGAUGUAAUACAUGAGCUAUGUGUCUAUCAGAAGGCAAGAAUAACAGCGUCUUUUUUUAUAUUUUGCGAGGAGGCUCUUGAAUCGAACUUCCGUUUACGUAGUACAUGUAUUCUUAAAGCUCUUGCGUCCACCGCUGAAACAAAAGCUUCUUACUAGUACUGUAUCUUCAAUACGUAUAUUUUCUUAACUAACAACAUGUUGUAACAUGAAAAUCUCGCAAGUUUUUUACUGUUUGAUGUUUGGCCAAGUUGGUAAAUUUUGGAUACGCGUGCCUGCACGUCUUUUACUGGGAAAGGUACCUCAACACUUUUGUCAAAAUGAUGAAACUUGAUAUGUUUGCGUUCAGCCGAAAUGCGAAAUUGAGUGUUGCCUUUUAAAUAGGUCAUUUGAAGGGAAGAGUGAUCUUUUUUAAUGAUCGGAAAGGUUGAAAAGGGUAUCAUUUCACGUGAUUGACUCGUAUGGAACUAGGAAAACGGACAGCAUCUAUAUGCAACACCCAAAAAUCUCCACCGCUACACAAUCUGAGCCAGACGUAAUCUCAAACAGCGCUUUUUAAGCACUUUUAUUGUAGUUUACAUUAAUUUUCCUCUACAUGUAACGCGAUUAAGAGGGAGCCAGAAAUGGAAUACAUGACCUUGACAUGAACUAAGACAAAGCGACCUGUUCCUGUAAAACAUGAUUGUCUAGCAGCAAAGUACGCGGGGGCCAUUUUUUUUUUUCAGUAAUAUAUUUUAAUUCCUUGCGUCCGAAUUGCUAAGCAUUUGCGAGGGAUUAUCUUUUUAAAUUUAUUGACAAAAACCUAAUCAGAUGUAAACCGAAUAUAAAGUCUAUCCGAUUAUCUCAACGUCAGCCUCUCGUAGGUCUCAGCCGGCUACUUUACUAGUUACAGAAAGAAUGGAGUUUUUUAGCUUACGUCAUUGUUGUGAGCAGAUAGAUUAUAAUAGAUUCGAAUCAGCGUUGAUGACCACUCAAAGACGAGGCUUUGAGGAUAUUAUAAGGUUCCUGUUUUGGCAAGAAGAAACGAGAGACGCUUUCUCCGAGAGUUUUCUCAACUCAUGCUAAUAAAACGCUAAAGUUGUCCAAAUUUCAAACUGCGCGUUAUCAGAACCUUUGUUUCUGAAAAUUAAAGUGUCAAGUUUUUAAUUGCAAGUACCCAUAUUUUCAGUGAUAUUGGGACAAAGAAAAAACACAAAACGAAUCUCAAAACAGCUUAUCUUGCAUGCAUAAACAGUAAUUAAGGCUCUUUUCUCUGUCCAUGUUGCGCCGUUUAACGUUGUAAUUCGUAAAUCAUAAGACAUCAACGGCCAUGCCUGACUUGGAGCCCAUAUUUUUGUAGCGAUGUUGUUAGUUCUUAAAUGAACCAAAAAUAGGGUAUCUCUCUCUCUCUCUCUCUCUCUCUCUCAGCGUCAUGAAUUGUAGAAUGACAGCUUUAAUUUCAUUUGAAUAGCUGAAUUGAAAAGUAAAGGCCACACCUAAUCACAAGAAAGCUGCGUUUUUCGAGGAUUAUAAAAAAAUAUAUUUAUAAGUACGGUAUGACUCAGUAAUCUCAUCCAGACAUUAUCUCAGCAAAAAAGCCAGACAUCGGAAGCAUCUUUCUGUUACUGAUAAGAUUUACAGAUGAUUUAGCGUAAUUUCUGUCAGUGAUUUAAGGAAAAUGAUUUUGAAAUUAAGUCCGCCGUUGAAUUAACAUCACAUCGGAAACGCUAAGAAUUUUACAAAGGCGUACAGUAAGACUGUUCAGUUUCUCAUAAACUGUAGAAUUGUAGAAUUACUGAAGAGGGAAACGUUUGAAGACUCCUAUAUUAAGAUAGCUCGUGUGAUCGUCCAGUUGUUUGUUUUCAAAAGCGCAAUCAUAUACGUUUAUUGCAAUGGAUAAGAUUCAUCUCUCCCCCAGGAAGUCGUUGAAAUCACUGUAAAUCAAUUUUCACCGUCCCAUAAAGCGUCUAUUUCAGGGUACAAUCGAUGACAAAAUUUGUUGAGACACUUUGCCCUCAAUGACAUUCCUAACCUCUUAGUGAUGGCAUUAUCUUCUUGUAAAGGGAAAAAUGAAGCUAUCCUCCGCCACCCCCGAUAAACAUUGUUGUCUGGCUUGUUCAAGCUUGUGUCAGAAGCAACAAACAAACCAACGAAGACCGAUCUCAAAAUAAUUAUGUUGUCGAUAUUUUGUAGUUAUAUGUAUUAUAAAGAGUCAGCAUCUUUGUUCUCACCACUGGAAUUCUAAUUUGACGUGAUGGGCUCCUGAAUUUGAAGAUUAGCUUAGGGUUUUGUCGGUUUAUAAACAUCCGCUAAUCCACCUGGGUGAGGAUCACAUGAGUAAAUGUGGUACUGCCCGGAGCAAGCAGCUUCUACGUACUUGCGUUGAGACGUCAUACCGACUGGUCUAUUUUUAGAACAAUUUUGGCGCGAGUUUAGAAAACUAGUUAGCAUAACCUUAAACCUGAAAAUAGAAUUUUUAUCUUUUAGUGACGUUUAGUUUUAGCGAGAAAAGUUUCUCUAAAAUGUAUGUAAAAAUAAACCGGUCCAUGAAAACACUUUGACAGAGGCCAAGCAUGGGGCAUGUUGCCCUCUGUGGGUUAUUGGCUCCCUUUGCGGUUUAAUUAGCACGAACAGUGUAUCUAAACAUGUGCGUUUAAAUAAUCAAAUUAAAGGUUUUAGAAUUACGAAAUAAUACGCGCGUGUUAACCGGUCCCUGUCUCUUUCUGAUACAUAACAUGGUUACGAGUGCAACCGGCUCGGCAUAAAUAAGCAUCUCUUAACUCUGAAGAAGGGUAAUACUUAGCCAGUUUCGCAAACGACAGUUUAAAAAGUAAACAAAAACAAGAAGCUAAAAGGAGAUUGGAUCGUUCUGUUUUGCGCCGUAGUUAUAUUCUUCUUUGUCAUUGCAUCAAUUUUAAACACUGACCAAUAUUCAAUUUUUGCAUUUUACACGAUGAAAUGAUCACACGUAAAUUUCAGGAGAAGAAAGAGAAUGAUUUCUUAACAUAGGUUUCCUCGAUUGGAAACAAAUUGUUUUCAUAAAUAUGUAGCAUCAUAAGAAAUCAGUCUGAAGUGUAUUGAAACUAGGCUCGAUUUUCGCCGUCUCCCGGGUCUGGUCUUCUUGAUCCUCGAGUGUGGGCUCAUUUUCCCGAACAGCGGCUGGUAAUCGAGCCUAUAUCGAAACCGGUGCUGAGAAAACGCUCAUAGAGUUCCUUGUUCGCUUCCGUAACAGUAGCAAUAACACUGGGUGUAGAACACACAAAAGUAUUUAAAGUGAUAUUCAUUUUUGAGAUCGAACAGGCUUACCAAAAGGAUUGAUUGAACAAGUCUUCAAAACUAUCUAAGUGUGAAUCGGCUUGACUAGUUUGCAUCGUCACCAUUCGUAAGUAGAACAGCUGAACACUGGUCAUUAACACAUCAGACACACGGCUUGAGUAGUCCUAACUUGUCAGUGACUUGCAAUUGCGUCACGGUAUGCAUCAAUAGGCAAAAAAGGGCCGGAAACAUCUACUUAUCACUCCAAAUGGCUUCUGUCUUAGCAAAAGUACCAAGAAAUCACUUGGGAAAAUUUCAUCAAAUAAGUAGCUCCAUUCGAAAGCCGCUGUUCUCAGAUGAGUUUUGCGUUGAAUGCUCUUACAUCGAAGGAUUCACUGACAAGGUCAGGUUUGUUAAACCACUGUUACAGUACUGUAGCCAUGUAAAAUAACAUAAAAACAAACGAUGACGCUUUUGCGAGGGUAAAGGAGUGUUUAAUGUUAGAAAGCAUAAGUUUCAAAUUUCAACCUGUGCUUUCUUUGCCUUUUACCUAGACGGAGACAUCUAUCGAAGUCUUAACGAACUAAUUGAGGCCAACGAAAAAUGAUAAUCGGCUCUUGGACAAAGUCAUUCGUGAUUCUAUCAACAUGUAUUCAUGUUGUCGUUGUCUGGCGAUGCGAUGUAUUUGUCGUGACUUAGUUUCAUAAAUGAUUCAACUUUUUAUUCACGAAGGGAGGGAUAGGUGGGGUUAAUGAGAAAGAGGUAGCUUUUAUUUGGGGAGGGGGGGAGGAAAAUUUUUUGCUCUCCGUGUUCAUAUCUGUCUGCACGUUACUAGUUCUAUUUAUGUUCCAACUCCGCUCCAUUUCUAUUUUUCCACCAAAAAGGAAAUCGGCUUUUCGCGCUUUUUUUCUCUCAAGCUCGUCUGGUAGCCUUUCUGCUUUUCUUAAUCGCUUUAAUUGCCAAGUUAUCUUUAAAAAAAAUUGCUACAGUAGUUUUCACGACCCAGUUGUUUCCAUGGUUACAGACCUUUAGUGAACUGCUUGGAAUUUUUGAACUAUAUUUGCGACAAAAUAUUUGCCUCUGUCGUGUUGAUUCACUGAGAAGCGCUGAUCAACAACUGAAUUAGUUUCUGGGUUUAAGAAUAAACAUAACGAGAAGUUUGCAAAGUGAGACAUGCUGCAUGUUGAUCUAUGUCAAAGAUAAGUUGUAUAUCUCGAUUUCAAACAGUUUAAGCGUUGAUAAGACUUGGGUGACAUUUACUGCAAUCGGCACUACAGUAACGGCAUAACUUGCAAUUCAAAGAGGAAAAUAACUACAUUUCUAUGAGUUUUGCGGGAUCCCCAAAUGAAUAUUGCCGUGGAAUGCUUAACUUUUUCAUUUUGCAUUUAUUGAGUAAGACAUGACUUUUUAUUUGUCCAAACUUGAGUCUAUGUAUGAAAUGCUAAAGUGUGGCUAUUCAUUGACAGCUGCUGGGUAGUACUUUAAAAUGGUAAUUUAAGGCAGCCUUGGCAUUUCAAGGGCUAACUAUUCAACUCAUAACUUAAUUAUCUUAUCUUCAUACAGUCGCUAAAAAGAAAUAACUGUAAAGUUUUAUAAACUGACAGUGGUUUUAAUAACAGUACGAGGGAUUUCAGAGCGGUUGAAUUUUUCAGAUACCAAAAAGGCUUCCAAAUUUGUCGGUCCGACAAACGCCUAAGUUCAGGUCAGUCAGCAAUUAACCAUCUGGGUUUAUUUUAUCAUAUGGUUAACCAAAACUAACUGAACUUUGUCUGUGAAUUUUGCAUCACUCAAGAAUUAUAUACGAUGAAAACUCACCGGCAGCCGUCAAAGCUUAAAAGGCGGAAGUUGCCUUUCGACAGACCCGUAAAGUCGUAGGCGGCGCACGCGAAACGCGGUUAGGCACGCGUUCAAAACCCAAAACACCUCAUUACUGUUUGGUCCUAAACGGUGGCGUCAAUGUUCAUGCCAUGGUUUAUGCCCCUUGUUUCCUUUUUUUUCCAACGAAAGGUUAAUAACCAAUUGGUCUUUUUGAGAACGUCCUUGUUUUUCAGCGGAAAAUAUUUCAAGAGUGUGAAUAUUAGGGCAGUGGAACGAUAGUAAGAGCUACAACAAAAAGUGACAAUUUUAAGUCUAAGCCAGUAAGUACGUUUUAUACGGUUUUAUCAGUUGUUAAGUAGUGCAAAGCCCAAUCAGUCUGAUACGUAUUGUCGACUGAGGUAUUCAUUUGUAUGUCGUAAUAUUUGCAUAUUAAAUGCAAUUAACGGUCAUUCGAAGUGAAAUGGAAAAUCCAGAAAGCAAGUACCUAUGGCAAAAAAUUUCCGGUCGAAAUUCCAAUACCUGACAAACAACGACAAAAAUUCAAUUGCCUAAUCAACUAUAAAUCUCGUGUCUGGUUCAUAAAGUUCCGCAAUUCAAGUCUUUGUCAACGUUUCUGUGCUUUAUAAUUUGAUUGGGCGCGCGUAGAUUAGCGAAUUUACACACUCAAGCUCUUGUUUGAGUAAUCUAACAAUAGUUUUAAGCAUGCUCGUGACAUACAUCGAAAGCUUUACAGAAAACGUCGUCAAAAUAGGGCAUACUUCAGAAAGUAUUCUAAAGACUAUGAAUCUAGCCAAAGAUACAGAAGUCGACAUUUUGUUACUGUUUAUAUCGUAGUUUCCCAUCCGAAAGUUGCAAAUUGAACUAACAUGGUGUAACUAUAGUGGGAUUUAGAUACGGAAGAAGAUAAAGAACAGACGAAUUCUUACUUUAUGACUUCAUUUCAGCGUAGUUGUAUUUUCCUGCAACUUGGUUAUCAGCAUAUAAGUGUUUGCCGACGACCGCUAGAUAUUCCUCUUAGGCCCACAGUUUUACUCUUUUUCGAGUCGAGGAAUUUUCGGCUUAGCAUCUCUCUGCUACGACGCCAAACUCCGCCAACUAAUCUUUAUGGCGUUUAUCUCUCGCAUAGGAGAGAUAAAGUUUACUUAAAGCCGACAAUAAAAUAUCAUGUUGUGUGGGCGAUAGGAUAGAACUAGGCUUUUCUCACCCGUCUGUGAAAACUUUCCCGAAUGGCGGACACUCCAUUUACUUACAAAAAGAACACGUGAUAGCCCAGUCUUAGGCUUUUGUUUGCUAUUUUAGUAUUGUCUGAUCCUCGAAAGAAAAGGCUUUAAAAUACUCUAUUUCCUUCUUCAUUUAAACUUUCAGAGACGAUUACCCCUCGCGUCAACACUUGAGAAAAUUUUUUUGAAAUCAAAAGUCAACCAUAUCAUUGGUCAGUUUCUGCGUAACGCGUUGUCGUUAUUAGCCUGGCUUCUUCUUAAGUCUUCCGGCGCCUUCAGUUCACAAUGGAAGCAACUCUUUCAAUUCUUAAGUAUUCCUUUAAGGCACCAAUAUAAACAUGCAUAUUUGCCGCACUUGUAUCCUUGUAUUUGUUAUAGUACCGAUUAGCAGAACCUGUUACAACAUCAGAUCAGUUGUCUUUACAGAAGAGCCAGUUUCUUUGUUCUUGUGAUGAAAGGUGUUGCGGAAAGAACUGAACAAGGUUUGACCACGAACACUUGAGAGCUUUAAUCCUUCAUUGCUAGAGUUUCUAUAAAUAAAUUAAAACUGAUGAAAUUCCAAAUUCCAUUUUGUACUUGGCACUGAAAAAAUAGAUGGUACCAUUUGAAAAUACUGCCUUUGAGGUUCAUUUGAAGGGUAACUCCAUAGAAUUUCGUUUGCUGGCUUUUAAGUUAGAACUGAACUCAUUUUAUGGACCCUGGGUUUUUAGAAAGUCAGAAAUGUGCGAAUUUCAAUUUCUCUCAGUGACACAUGAUAGCGUAGAUGCGUUUUGGUGCGUGACAAACAAAUAAGAUUGUUUUCUAAUUUAAUGUUGGUUCCGUAUUUUAGAUUUUAAAAAGGAGCAGAAGCUGAUCGCAUCAUAAUUUCAUCAAACUCUUUUACCCAUUAAAUUAAUUACAACGAAACACGAGUAGAUUUAGAUCUUCUUGUGGUCACAAAUAAACAUAGACAUUCUUUACAUUGGUGUAAUGUUCCUUAGGAUGAAAAAUCGGACCACGAUGUUCUUCUGGACUUUGCAUUUUUGAUGCUCUUUUUUAUUAUUUUUCAACAUUUUAUACAAAGAAAUAUGGGAAUUUUGUCUGGUUUGACAUUUGAUUAGGCAGGGAAAGCCUUAGUGCCUUAUCUCUUUAGCAAGGCACCAAUUUCUACGCUCCUGUAAACAAUUACAGAAGUCGUUAAGAUAAGGAAAGUAGGAAUGCGCUCAGCGAUAAAAGAUCGCGAACAUUUGCCUUUGCAGUGCUCGUCUAUCGUGCAUUAUUGCUCAAGUCAGUCGGAAUCUAGCUGCUAGGAUUGGACAGUCGCGACUAGUGACCGAUUAAGGAAAAAAAGCGGAUUUUAACCCAUAAACGCCAGGUCGCCUACUUGCAAAAGCUGAACGUCAGUGACUAUUGAUCUAAACAAACAGUGUCAAUUACUCGUAAUGGUCGGUGAUAUUUUUGUUUAAAAACGAUUACUGAACUUGUCUCUCUAUAGUGUGGCUGUAACACAAUAUCCGCUACAGGGAUUUAGUUGGCGCUUGGAUCCGCUUUGUAAGCCACUGUUCUAGACUGGCUCGUUCAGUUGGAUUGUAACAGGCAAAGAGUGUUGUGUAGCGACGUAAAGAACUUCAGUGCCAAGGAGCCAACUUCAGCAAUGGAGGACAAGACAAGAGCUAUGGUAGCAAUUCUUCAGAUUCUCUGCUUACUCGUUCGCCUCCAGGUAAGUUUGCUUCAUUAGCGGUCAGUUACCUCUACAGUGAAAUUUUGAUGUUAUUUCCGGCCAAAUGAAGUUUACACAGAAAACUCCUUUUUCAGUAUUAUUAAUAAGCAAGUGACAGAUCGCUAUUGAACGUUGAAAAUGUGUUUUAUCUUCGCUGACACGGGACAACACAUCCCUUUGUUUCAUUUUCAUUUUCAUGCUGUGCGCAAAGGUGGCAUUUUUGACACGCUGUGUUGUGUAUGAAAACGCGAGAGUUUAUGUUAUUCCUGCGUUGCUUUUACGCAAAAUAAACAAGCCAUUAAUUAACUAGAUGGAGUUCAAACGCCAGCCCGCUCCACAGCUUCGUUUAAUAGCAAAUGACAUAAUGAAAGCCCAAUUUGUAGGGCACAUUUAAACUUGCCUUAGUGAGUGAACUACUCGUGUUUACAGGAGAGAGUUCGCGUGUUUUCACCAGCGCUGUUGUGAUCAGGAUGGGGGCUUUUUAGACACCGCAUGAACCAAGAAAACGCUUAAUGGUGUUUUAAAGCCUACGAGACGGGUGAAAGAAUUUUUUAAUAACUCGAGAAUUUUCAGUGGAGGGAUUUCUAAAGUGUUUCGACGUAACUUGGCGUAAUUCAGUUGGACAAGGUCACGAGGCCAGUUACCCAUAGGGCGGUCUUUUAUAUUAUUGUACAUUCACUCACGCUUCAGUAAAGAACAAAAUUAAUUUUCCGCUUUUCAGCCAAAAACGUUAAGAACACUUUGCCCAAUAUCUGAACAACAUCCUUUGCAAAGAAUGACACUUGUUAGCUCUUGAGGCAAUAACACUCGAUCACCGAAAAACAAGAUACGGUCAUGGGCUUAUGCGAGAGAAAUCUAUUGGCCGAAUUAUGUGGCAUAGUCUUACUGAUCUUAUUACGAAGGAAUCACGGGGGUGCACGAUUCGCCAGUUUUCAUUCAAACCUUUUAACACUUUAAAAAGAAUCAGCUACUCUAGCAAUCUCUCCCACGACAUACAAACUCUCAGGGGUUAUGUUUAUGUUUUCCCAGAGUAAAAGGACUUAGCGUUGCACUUGAGUCUCUUUUCAUAAGUUGUCAUACUUGAUCAUUCAAAAACGAACAAAACGUGCUUUUGUGCAGGUUAAUUUUUCGCUCUCGUGUUGGCGGUGAAGAUCAAGAAUUGUUCGUUAACUAAUGGGAAAAUUAUUAGCCGGUCUGAGCUGAUGUUAAGGGUUUGUAAAUCCACUAUGACAAAAAGCAGUGGUUCAGUAAGGUAUCUUCGGAAUUUUUCCCGCUAUUAAUAAAUUGUUUAUUUGCCCACAUAACACCACAAGAUAGAUAGCCCAAUGUUUGCAAAAUUGUUCCGCUAUUUCCUACACUUGGGGAACUUCCGUGGUUCAGUGACCCAUUUUUACUUCGACAGACUGAUAAGUCGUGCAAUAACAUCCGUAUCUCCGUUUCAUAUCGGUUUUAUUUCUUGCAUUGUGCAUACAUACACGAACGUGCAAGCGCGCAGAUAUCCCCCAAGUCGGACGCCACAGUCAGUACGCUGAUCAAGCUCACUUUUCGUUUUUUCUGAAGAGCUAAUCGGCCCUGCAAAUAUUGAAAGAGAAAACGUCUGAAUACCGACUUUGGUCUGCUCACAUCUGCAGAAAGCGCCCACGUUAUGACCUGGGAUACGCCGAAGACGAUCAUAUCAGUUGACAUGACAGCAUAUCGUGUAAAGACAGAAUUAGCGUGUAUUAAAAUUACUAUAUUGAAACGUGUUGAAUUUAAGUCGUUGGCUUUUGUGUCCUUUCUCUUUUGAAGUAUAAGCCUUUUUGGCUCUUCCAGUGCAACGAAGUUGGUUAAUUAAAUGAAUUUUGGGGCGGAUUAACGCACAAGAGAAAAGAACCACUCGAAAAGUUUUAUUCGGAAGUUUGUCCUCUCAAAGGAUUUCUUCUGCAGACUCAAAAGAUAGGAUUCCCGGUCCCAUCGCAUGACGUAGGCUGGCAACUACGAAAGGAAUUUAGUAUACAUGAUUAAAUUGCAAAGAAAAAAAUUCUAGAGUCAAUUUAACCCGUGCCCCGCUUUUGCCGAUCUUCUUAAUUGCAUUAUAAAUAUUUACUCGACUUUGUUUAUUCAUGGUAUAAUUUAAUGUUUUUCCUUCUAUUUUUACACUGUAAUGUUACGAUACGUGUCUCCUUUCAGUCCUUCCUCUGAUGGCGAUGAGGAGUUUCUUUUAAAUCGUAUGCACACGUCUUUCGUCGCGGGAGAAAAUGAAGUUUCCGUCUCUUUUGAUCUUCCUUCGACCUCAUUUUCGAGCUUAAAAGUAGUUUCUUUCUCUUUGCUCAAGUUCCGGUUGUGCUAUUGAUAAAAAAAACGUGUGUGUGCAUGUUGUACUUUUAUGACGCAAUGUCUUCCAUUAACCUCAUUUGCGGUGAGACUCUCUGUUGCCUUUUUGUUAUUAGCAAAAAAUAGCAGUUUUUCUCUUAUGUAGGAGUGUACAGUGAUCACCGUAGUAAAUACACAGUGUCCAUGUUUGGAAAACAAGAGCCAUAAUGGGCUCUUAUUGGAAAAUCAGUGCGGUUAGUCUUUCUUUAGUUUUGUCUGCGGUUGAUCUAAGCUAUUGGCAAAAAAUGAAGUAGCUCUCAAGUUUUUAACGGGUGUACUAAUUAUAGAUGUUUUUUUGUGUAAUCGGUUAACGUAUAUGGUCAGUUUUCAAAAAAGAGCCGGCAUUAAAAAAGAACUCAGUAAAAAAUGAGCAUGUCUUUUUGUAUUAUUGGACCAGUCUCCUUGUACUUUUUGAAGGCCAUAAUUCCGUCUCUUUCACUGUUAGUUUAGCCAGACUAUUGUAGCUAUGGAUAUAGCAAUACGACGAAGAUUUCCGUUACAAGAUAUCACAAUGAUAUUAAUUAAAGUAAAUUUAUUUGGCACGCUUAGAAAAAAAAUCGCCCGAGUGGACUGAAUUUUUCCAAAGUAUAAAAUACAGAAUCUUAUAACCACGACUUUUAUAAAGAAAAUAUAAGAAAUUAACUGGACUACGCUAUAUACGUCUCGCUCGGAAGAAUUUUUCCUCGAGAUUAAAAUUAGAGAAUGCCGGUUCAGUUCUAAGGUUUUAAAACACAAUUAAUGCUUUAAUUAAAAUAUUGGGUUUAAUUAUUUCGCCCGUCUAGUCUAUGAUGUAUUAACCUGCAGUUUGAAUACCAACAAGUUGAAAAGUCGAUAAGUUUAGUUCUUCAAACUGAGUCAAUACCACAAUUAUUGCCAAAAAAACCCACAAAUUCACUGGUCAAUACUUGAAAACCAAAGAGCUAAACCGUUUAACACGGCACAAAAGUUGGCUAAGUCAAAGUAAAAAAAAAAUGCAAUAAUCAUGGAUAAAUUUCGAUAAUUUUUUUAAAACAAAUAGAAACGUAUAAGUAUUUUGCUGAAGAGGUUUCAUUUAAGUGGUAACACAAAAUGGAGCUAAGAAUCACCUUGUAACUACUCAGUAACUUUCAUUUAAAUGGUCACAACAUACAAAAAGCAUUUUGUCUGUAAACUUAAUCAAACGUUACUAUUACACAACUUGCCCCCAUAUUCUAAAUCCCUUGCAAGCGAAUCUUCAGAAAACAUGAAUUGAUGGUUUUCUUUCAACAAUAGAAAAUAAUUCAAUUAUUUCUUUCACAAGCAGGUAAAAGAAUUAGACUUUUAAUUCCUUUUACACGAGCUGUUAAUAGUAAACCUUUUAUCUCUAGAAUGGUUACAAUUAGGAGAAAAGGCUCCUUAAUUUGACUCUAGUCUUGCUGACGAUAUCUUAAGUUUUAAGUCAGUUUCGGCCAAAUGAGGGCUAUGAGUGAUAAAGGCAAUCAAGAACGUGAAAUCAUCCCUUGAGAUAAUGAAGUUAAACCUAAAGUAACCGUCCAAUGGGUUGGAACAGGCUGUACUUUGCUUGAAACUUUUUGAGGUAAACAAUUAUGCGGUUAAAAUCAUUCAAAGGAAUUCAUGAUCACUUCGAGAAUCUUCGACGCUCUGGUCACGAAUAUUAUAAAAUUACCACUUUUAAUCGCCGCUAAACUUUCUAAUCCUUAUACGAUUUCGACUUUGUUUUCUUAGCCGAGGCACACUUGUCCCCCCGGAAAUUUAGGCAAAUCCACUCCGGAAAAUCCAAUCCCUUUUUUGAGCCUGAGUUAUGGAUAUUUUUUUUAACCGACACAUUGUAUGUUAGUAAUUGCCCAAAGCACACACUAGAAACCUAACCGUUUUUCAUGUAGACACAUUCUUCAUUUGUCAGGCUGAAUUGGUUCUUGUCUAUGACGUACUUUAUUGGCCAAAUAUCACCGAGCUAUAUAAUCCGCUCCGUUUCUUUUAUGCGGGUGUUUACUUAAUUUCAAUGUUGAUAGUUGAAUAUUUCAAAUGAAUGAGAUCUACGCGAGCUGAGAGUCCCAACGCGAUUUACGCAAUCAACUUAACCAAGUUUUUAUUCUUGUCCAGCCGUAUUAAGAGUACGCAUACCGCCUUAUACUGAAAUAGUCAUGUAUCUUUUAUCCGUCUCCUUCCCUUCUACCAAACCCACUCUUCAGAAGGCCACUGUGUUCCUGGUCAAGUUUUGUUUUGUUUUGUUUUUUUCGUUUACCGGUACAUGUUCCGAAAGGAUCACGUCAAAUACUUACUGAGUUCAAUCUUCCUAAUCAUAAUCACUCUUCUUUGUCUUUACAACGGUCAAGUUUCUUCUCUCACUCGCCUACAGUGUCGCCUAAUUCAAUCGCUCGGCGUUCUGACGCCGCCUCAGCUUAAAUAAAAUGAAAACCGAGAUAUAUUUUUAUUUCUAGCGAGAAUUGUAUCUCAAAGGACGAUCUCUGACGCUUAAUGUCUGCCGUAUGUCUGUUUCUAAUUCUGUUCAACAGUUAACUCUUGAACUCUUGCUUGAAGUCAAUGCAUAGUACAUUUUAUCGAAUUCUCUCAACUAUAUUCUUUAAGUAAAAGUGCGGAGACUAGUGCGGAGAAUUGGUAUGUGGAUAUAAAAAAGUGUUUUGUUAUCACCCUUUUUAGAUGUUUCGAUUGUAAAAAGCGAGCUUUCUCUUAUUUCGUCAAGGCUAUUUUAAGCCCCCGAAACUAAGUAAAGUGAAGGUAAAAUUAUAGAGUGAAAACUGAGCUAUCAAAGUUUAACAAGUCAAGUUUUUAAAACCUCUUUGGAUACUAAUAAACCAUCUCUACUGGUAAUAAUUAUCUCCGUAUAUUCUCUAAAAAAAAUCAUUUCCAUCUUUAUUAGCUGAGGUUAUGUGAGAAGUACGUCACAAUUUCACAAAAAGGGUGAGCUAUCGUUUGUUUGUUUUUUGGAACUAGUCACCCAUUUCAUCCAUUUAAAAACUCAUCUACUCGCAUUCCUAAAAUUUACAUUCAACACAUGCAUCAUGUUUUGAAAGCCCCACAACUAGUAUUUCCCUUCAGCAUAAGCCAACAAAAAAAGUAGACGCUCGCCAGGGACAAGAUUUAAAUACAUAAUGUAUUUAGCAUGUUUGCAUAUACGAAACGUCUGUCGAGAAUUGUCUAUUAGUUUGAGAUAUUUGAGCUGUUCAUUAGGAACAACGUAGGUAACUAUAUUUGUUUGUUUUGAUAGUCUCCACCUGUUUUAGGUAAAGCUUAAGACGGGACACAGUUUAAACUAUUUCAUGUAAUGUAUUUUUGGUGAUAUCGUUGUUGACGAAGACCGUCUCGGAUUGAAGAAUUGUGGUUUUUACAGAGGCGCCAAUCACGGCAUGUUUUAGUAUGAACUAUUUACAAUGACGACAUGGCUUGACGACGUAUUUCUGUUGUUUUCUAUAGAAAAUUAGGACCCUUAUAGGAGACAGAGUGAUGGCUAAUACUAUUCGAUCGUGUGUGGAACAUAUAAUCAAUUAAUGCAGCAGCACAAAUGUUUUGGGAAAACUUUUUUCCCCAAAUUUGCAAUAAUCAAUACCAGCCAACGCCCUUGUGAAAUGCUAGAGACGUUCAUAAUAUUGUCCCCAAGAAUAAACGUCGUUAUAAGAAUUGGGAACAACAUCCUACCAAAGAGACACUUCGAUUUAGUGCUAUGAUUUAUGCAGUUAAUUUCAAAGGAGACUCGAAUGUUUUGAUCAGAAGCAUCGGCUGAAAUGAUUAAAGAUUUCGCCAGUUUUCUCAGAUUUCCCUCACGUUAAGGAUUUUGCCAAGCGAUUAAUUGUGAAGGCAAAAUAAAAAGAUGUUUUCAACUUCUAGACAGUUUACUUGUUAUGUAAAGAUGAUUUAGUUUAUCUAGCCUCCUUCUUAGCUGAAAUAGUGCCGGCUCAAAAUGUUUACUAUUGUUACGAUAACGGUAGUCUGUGUUUCGCUGUGGAGAUAACCUCAUGAAUGUUUCGGGAAACACUGCCGGCCAAACAUACAUUCACAAAAAUCAAUUUCUUUUCUUUUUAAUGGCGAGAAAUUAACGCCCCAAAGAAGGUCUAAAAAUUCUUGUUAACACUUUACUUAGCAAGGGAAAAGAUUGUUAUUUUGCGGAUGAAAUCAAGUUUGAUCUGAUUAACUUUCGUAGGUAUGAAAUAAAACUAUGAUCUGCCGGCUUCACUUGUGUUUUACAGACCUCGAAAAACAGAGCACACUACCGCGUGUGUGAAAUCAGUGGGGAAUUUGUGACGGAAAAGUAAGCCCGCGAAAUGAAAAACAGUUAUAUACUGAUUAAAUUUUUUUUUUACAAAUUUAAAGUAUGCUACAGCCGGCAGUUCUGUUUACUAGUAACUGCUAUUGACUAAAUACAAUAUUCAAGAAAUAAUUGUAACCAUAUGCAAUUUAUGAUUUAUUUUGAUAGAGAAAAAUAUAUACACACUGGAUUAAAGGGUGAUUCGGUUUGUGAUAAUAGAUUAGGAUCAACUGGAUUGCAAUUCUGCUUGUCCUGACAAAGAUUAACCUGCAACGAAGACUUUCUUUGCAUGCGGCCUCCCUUAUUCUUGACCUAUUCUUGCAUUUUAGAUAUAUUGUGUUCGUUUAUUUUGCGUUAUUUAUAGCGGUUUUUGUUUAUUUUUUCCGGCCUUGCAUGUUUGUUUCUGAUAUGAUGUAUACUUAAAUUUCUUCCGACUGGAAUUACCUUAUCACAUAUCUCAAUGUUGUCUAGUGCUCUUAAACGAGAACGAAAAUAUCUUUAGUUUGAUAAAAACACGAGCCUAAAAUUGCAAAUGUGUCAUGAAACUCAUAAAAAAUAUACCCAGAUUUAUUUUACUGAAAUAGUGUACCAAAAAAUGCAUGAAAUAAUGCCAAACAAAACAGAGCUACACUCUUAGAGCGGACGAAAUUGAAUUUCACCACGGGCUCAAAGUUGUACAGCUCAUAAUAAACAGUAUCACGGGAAGUUAUUGCUUUGUAGCUUUCAUUUGAGUGGUAACUUUAUAGAAUUUCAUCUCAAGACUCGAAAUUUGGAAUUUUACCAUCACCUCAAUGAGUCAACACAUUGCAGUAUCGUAACUUAAUCUUAUCUUUUCCUGAAUACUGACUCUGAUGAUGUGUUUCAUAUCAAAUUGAUAUUAAUAUAAAAAAUGUAAAUUAAUAUGAUUAAAACACAGAUGGCACAAAAGGAGUUUAAUGCAAUAAGCGGGUCACACUUGGAGCCCUAUAAACUACGUAAUAAACAGUACCACAGGAAAGUACUGCUGAGUGGCUUUCAUUUAAAUGGUCAAACCAUAGGAUUUCAUGCACAUACUCAACAGUUAAAACCACCUUGUACAGCAUAACAAACAGUACCAAAGUAAAGUACUGCUCAGUAGCUUUCAUUUGAAUGGUCACACCAUAUGAUUUCAUCAAGCUAAACAGCACUAAAGUAAAGUGUUCAAUUCUUGAUUCGUCAAGAAUUUUAUACACGAAGAAGGAGGUCAUCCCAUUACCAAGCGAGCCGCCCAGUACCCAGAUAGCGUUAUUCUGCUGGGUGUAAAAAAGUACAUUUGUUUUGUGCGCUGCCACACACAGGUAUAAGGGUGCAAAAAUAUGAACAUUGCUCGUCAUUAACGUGAUUUCAUCAGAAUUUUUGUCGAACCAACGAAUCAAUUCUUAAACUCGAUCACCAGCAAAUUCGUGACCUGUUGAUUACGCUCUUCUUAGAGGCCUACUGGAACUACACUUUCAACCUUCAAUCCAAUUUUUCCAUCACCCCCAAAAUACUUCCGUUUGCAAGGGAACCACUCUUCUCUUGCCCUCCUGCAAUUCGACUGGGGUGACUCGGUUAAUAGGCACUUUGGCUUCAAGUCACGAAGGCCUUGUUCUUUCUUUUUAAUAUCAUUUUUCUCCCUACAUCUGCUGAAUCCAACCAAAGUUUCUUGCUUAAGUCGGUUUUGCUGAUAUUUCAGAGUUAAAACUUCGGUUUUUUACGAUUAGACUCAGCAUAUCACUUCGCCCUUGUUUUUCUGUAAAAAACACAGCAUCUUUAAUCAUUUAAGUACCUCUUCUAACAAACACUCAAAUACGUAAAACAAAUUAUCUUCCUAAAUCUUUCUUUUUUUGUCCAGAUUACGUGUCUGAACUCUCAUUUCACUAAAAACCUUUUUUUUUUUAUCGCCCCUCAGAUGAAGGGUCCUUAAAAAGAUCAAGUGAUUUAUCUUGUUUUUAGAUACCGCGGUUUCCCUUUCACUUUCGAUGUUCCACCUUUUUCUAGCACCUGAAGCGAAAGCGACCACAAUCUUAUGA
Molecule: messenger RNA, 18981 nt
Organism: Porites evermanni
Lineage: Eukaryota; Metazoa; Cnidaria; Anthozoa; Scleractinia; Poritidae
Source: the annotation of a GenBank genome assembly